GUUAUCAAAAAUUGCGCCAGGGUUGGCCCCGAAGGACAAACCAGAACGGUCGACGCCACGGUGUGCAAUGCAGGUCUCCCGUUCUCCGGCUCCGUCUUCUUGAUCACGGAACUCGGCCAACAAGCAACAGCCGUCAAGAUGGUCAAGGUUACCAACAAGACCCUCCACUCCUCGAGGCGCAAGUCUCGCAAGGCUCACUUCGGUGCGCCUUCGAGCGUCCGCCGCAACAUCAUGAGCGCUCCCCUGAGCAAGGAGCUCCGUGAGAAGUACAACGUCCGCAGCAUCCCCAUCCGCAAGGACGACGAGGUCCAAAUUGUCCGCGGCAGCAACAAGGACAAGGAGGGCAAGGUCACAUCAGUCUACCGUCUCAAGUACGUGAUCCACGUCGAGCGUGUCACCCGCGAGAAGACCACUGGCGCCUCGGUUCCCCUGGGCAUCCACCCCAGCAACGUCGUCAUCACCAAGCUUAAGCUCGACAAGGACCGUGAGGACAUCCUGGCCCGCAUCAAGGCCGGCCGUGUCACCUCGGGCAAGGCCAAGUCCAGCGAGUAA
Molecule: messenger RNA, 552 nt
Organism: Pyricularia pennisetigena
Lineage: Eukaryota; Fungi; Ascomycota; Sordariomycetes; Magnaporthales; Pyriculariaceae
Exons: 4
Biological process (GO): ribosomal large subunit biogenesis; cytoplasmic translation
Cellular component (GO): cytosolic large ribosomal subunit
Molecular function (GO): RNA binding; structural constituent of ribosome
Source: RefSeq, a predicted model, not a curated record